This is a messenger RNA of Pan troglodytes (chimpanzee), 7689 nucleotides long. It is a transcript of the gene SLC35E2, whose product is annotated as solute carrier family 35 member E2. The transcript is spliced from 9 exons. The coding region runs from base 2010 to 3227 and encodes 405 amino acids. Lineage: Eukaryota; Metazoa; Chordata; Mammalia; Primates; Hominidae. The record is from RefSeq and is a predicted model, not a curated record.
AGACGAGGUUUUGCUGUGUUUGCCAGGCUGGUCAUGAACUCCUGAGCUCAGGUGAUCCGCCCACCUUGGCCUCCCAAAGUGCUGGGAUUCCAAGUGUGAGCCACCGCGCCUGGCCCAGAACCUUAAGUUCUUGAUGUACAGAGAACGGCAGCGUCAGUGAAGUGUGAUUUCUGUUUUUUUGUUUCCACAAAUUGUGAGCAAACAUUAGGGUGGGGACUGGGUUGCUUGUGUGGGUCCCACAGGCUUCUUGGAGCACAGUGUCAGCAGAGAAGGGGAAUGGGGGUCCUCAUUGCGGGGAGCAGUUUUGCCUGGGAUGCUGUGAGUUUCUCAGAGGGAAACUAAGUGGACAGACUGUUCUGGCAAGAGGGAGAUGCUUGCCUUUUGAAUUCCAGGUUUGCCUCGACGUCAGGUGGGACGUGACUGGCGUCGUCUGCACACGCCCGAGCCCACGUGCUGUUCCUUGCUCCUGGAGGGGUUUCUUGAGCGUCGCCUCCUUGCCAUGUAAAUGAAUUUGGUUUUAGAAACUCGCUGGUGGUGGCAGAGCCUGUGUAGCAGGUGCUGUGACAGCGUCCCCAGCCAGGGGGCAGCCUUCGAGGUGGGAGGGAGAGGUCAAGGGCCGUGAGGCCUAGUGAGGUGGGGAGUGAGAUCCACGCCUGCCAUGAGCUCCACCCCUGCCUUGCGGAGCCCUGUCCCGAGUGCUCUGUCCUUUUGCUCUGCCGCACCCUUUGUUGUUGGAUUUUCACCUCAGGAAAGCCAGGUAGCUGCUCCACCCCCAGCCAGGGCCCAUCAGUCCGGGAAACUGGCACAAAGUCUCCUAGCUCCCUGGCUCAGGGCCCAGCCAGUCCUAGCUCCAGGGAGGCUGCAGCCCAUGGAGGUUUAGCUCCCAGCUUGUUGUCACCCCAGGCUAAGCAGUGGGACUGUGCUGCUGAACAGGAAGAAGGGAAUGGUGUCUUUGUGGAGAUCUGGCACUGUCAGUGGCCCGAGGAGUGGAUGAGUCCUUUGUUAUUCCGAGGUUGUGGGAACUGGUGGAGGGGUCGGCCUUCUCCUCACUGAGGCCUGGGGUGCCCUUGGAGGCAGUUGUCCUGGUGCACCGAGGGGUCAGGGCACACAUGGGUGGCCUGGGAGCGUCUGGGUGGCACUGAGCUGGCGGUGUGAUGGGCAGACGGGGAGACCUGGGUGCACAGACACACACAGCAGGGGGAGGGGAGGAGAGAGAGGAAGGCUGCAGAGGCCCUGGCAUUGCCACCACUGGGGAGAGGGCAGAAGCGCCUGUUCCCGGGUAUGGGGAGGCCAAGUUUCAGGCACCUCUGAGCACUGCUGGGCAGGUGAGCUGGGGGAGAGGCUGGCCUGAGCACCCAGGCGAGGUCUUCAUGGGGGAGGGGAUGGCGUGCGUCCCUCAGUGUGAACACAGAAUAUUUAUGUAUACAUAUGGCACGCACGCAAGUGCAUGAACAUAAACACAGAAGGAGGUCAUGAAUGAGGUGGGAACCCCAGUUUCCCGGGGGAGAAGCGAGACGAGGAGGGGUACUGGGUCGGACAGCACGGCCGGCACCACACGCUCCCAGAGCGCGUUGGUGAGACAGGAUGGGCGCCCCUUCAGAUGCACAGCCGCCCCCGAAGCAGGAAGAGAAACCCAGGUGUGAGAAACAGGAAAUCGGGCUGCCUGAGCGCUGGGAUUGAGACCUGGGGGCGGUGGGGUCUCGGUGCUGCGGAGUCACAGUGGCGUCUGUGCAAAGCCCCAGCUGGGGGGAUGAUUCCCACUGGACCUCAGGAGGAAACGGCUGUUCUGACCUUCCUGGAGCUCGUGGGAAGGGAGGGGGUGUCUCGCCCCGAAGCCACAGUCGCCUGAGCGUGAAGCGGGUCGUCUGUUUCUACGCUUUGCCUGGGAGAGGCCCUGGUGGCCUCGUUCCUGGCGCCCGGAGUCCCUGCUGCGGCCCCACCCCCGGGCGGUCACGGUGACCCAUGCUGCCCAGCCUGGAGGUAAAAUCGUUCGUGGCUGUGGCUUCAGCAUGUCGUCCUCGGUGAAAACCCCGGCACUGGAAGAGCUCGUUCCUGGCUCCGAAGAGAAGCCGAAAGGCAGGUCGCCUCUCAGCUGGGGCUCUCUGUUUGGUCACCGAAGUGAGAAGAUUGUUUUUGCCAAGAGCGACGGCGGCGCAGAUGAGAACGUACUCACCGUCACCAUCACGGAGACCACGGUCAUCGAGUCAGACUUGGGUGUGUGGAGCUCGCGGGCGCUGCUCUACCUCACGCUGUGGUUCUUCUUCAGCUUCUGCACGCUCUUCCUCAACAAGUACAUCCUGUCCCUGCUGGGAGGCGAGCCCAGCAUGCUAGGUGCGGUGCAGAUGCUGUCCACCACCGUUAUCGGGUGUGUGAAAACCCUCGUUCCUUGCUGUUUAUAUCAGCACAAGGCCCGGCUUUCCUACCCACCCAACUUCCUUAUGACGAUGCUGUUUGUGGGUCUGAUGAGGUUUGCAACUGUGGUUUUGGGUUUGGUCAGCCUGAAAAAUGUGGCGGUUUCGUUUGCUGAGACGGUGAAGAGCUCCGCCCCCAUCUUCACGGUGAUCAUGUCUCGGAUGAUUCUGGGGGAGUACACAGGGCUGCUGGUCAACCUCUCCCUCAUCCCAGUCAUGGGCGGGCUGGCGCUGUGCACGGCCACUGAGAUCAGCUUCAACGUCCUGGGGUUCUCGGCCGCACUGUCCACCAACAUCAUGGACUGUUUGCAAAAUGUUUUUUCAAAAAAGCUGCUCAGCGGGGACAAAUACAGGUUCUCGGCCCCGGAGCUGCAGUUCUAUACCAGCGCCGCUGCGGUGGCCAUGCUCGUCCCGGCCCGGGUCUUCUUUACGGACGUCCCAGUGAUCGGGAGGAGCGGGAAGAGCUUCAGCUACAACCAGGACGUGGUGCUGCUGCUUCUGACAGACGGAGUCCUGUUCCACCUUCAGAGCGUCACGGCGUACGCCCUCAUGGGGAAAAUCUCCCCGGUGACUUUCAGCGUCGCCAGCACCGUGAAGCAUGCCUUGUCCAUCUGGCUCAGCGUAAUCGUUUUCGGCAACAAGAUCACCAGCUUGUCGGCCGUUGGCACAGCCCUGGUGACAGUUGGGGUCCUGCUCUACAACAAAGCCAGGCAACACCAGCAGGAGGCGCUGCAGAGCCUGGCUGCAGCCACUGGCCGGGCCCCAGACGACACAGUGGAGCCACUGCUUCCACAGGACCCCAGGCAGCAUCCCUGAGAGCAGGAAGCUGCCAGCUGCUGCUGUCCUCGUGACACUGCAUCCCCCAGAAAUGGGCAGGGACGCCCUCCUUCAUGGCCCUGCUGCGGUGCAGGGCAUGAGGAGCUAAGUUGGCCAUUGCCUGCGGCUUUCUCGGUUUGUCGGUGAAGACCAGCAGAAACUCAAACUGGGGAUUCCAGGUAUCAGCUUCCUGGAGUAGAGACCAGACCAGUAGCUGACUGUGUCCGCCGAGCCCAUCCCCGUGUAAUGUGAAAACAGCCUCUGAGGCUCCCAUGCUGGGGGUGCCCACUUCCUCUCUGGGCGGCACCCCAGGGUCCACCGGGAGCCAGAGGUGGGUCCAGUGCCAACGAGAGCCGCUCCCUGCCACAGCCAAGAGAGCCCUCGGCUUCCCACACCAGCCGUCGAAGGCCCUGAGGCCCUGGACCGGCGGCAGACUGGCCCUGGGCAUGAGGCCACAGAGCAGGGCCGAAGGGAGGGGACAGAGGGCCCUGGAAGGAAGGGUCUCCUGCUGCCACAGUGGGCACUCAGAACUUCUCCCCACCUGACCCAGGGCUGUGGGCAUCCUCAGACUAUCCCAGAGGCAUCGCAAGCCUCAAGCUGCAGCAUUGCACGGCACUCAAGGGCUACGAGCACGGAGGCCGUUCAGUCGCUUCUGUUUAGAGGAAGGCCCUACCUCUUCCACACCCUGGGCUGCGUGAGCUCCCCACACCGGGGUGCCCUGCCCGUCACCUUCCACACCCUGGGCUGCGUGAGCCCCUGCCCACCUUCCCCCGGGGGGCACCCUGCCCCCCUACCCCUUCCCCACCCUGGGCUGCAUGAGCUCCCCGCAACCCCAGGGCACCCUGCCCUCCUACCUGUGGUGGUUUCCAGCCCUGAGGUUGAGGACAAACCUCUCGUGUUUAACUUGGGAGGAGAUGUGUACGUUCCUUUUCUUUUUUGGACUCUGAGUAUGAGGCAGGCUGUUCUGAGGUCCCCGUGGGGUGAGCCUGUCUGUCCUCCCUCAGAGCCCACUGUUCCUAAUCUCAUCACCUAGCACCUGUCCGGUUCCCCACGUGAGCCUUCAGCAGGACGCUGCAGUGUUGAUGGUUUGGGUUACGUGGCGUUUACCUGGGCGCCGUCCUUGCUGAAAAAGGAAGCGUCCACACUGAAUGUUUCUGGGGCGCGUGGUAUGUGUCAGGCGCCCACCCCGUCCCACUCUCCCCAAGGGACAGUAGUACUGCACACUGGGGCCACCAGCCAGCUCAACUCAUCCUCCUGUGUCACGCACCCCCGAGGGCGCAGGAGGCCUGAGGAGUGGCUACUGGAGCCGUGUGUUAGGCAGAGGCUUCUGACCGUGUCUGAGCUCUUUACCCCCAAUCUCGCAGCCGGCGGAUUCCCAUGCCCGGUGCAGCCUGUUGCCAGCCAGCCUUUGAGACCCAGAGCUCCAGGGCUUGUCAGAGGCAGCUGGGGCUCCAGUGGUCCCCAGUCUCAUUUCCCCACCUGCUCGGCCCCGAGUCUCAUUUCCCCGCCUGCUCGGCCCCGAGUCUCAUUUCCCUGCCUGCUCUUUAGGCCUUUGGCACCCAUGGUCCCUUCACUGGUUUUCCAUUUGGCUUCUCACCCGGGAAAUACAAAAAUAGCCCCUCCUGAAGAUAAAAUCGUUCAGGAACAGAGCAAUAAUUCUGACUCAUUAACUUCUACCUACUCGAAAAAGUCUGCCAUGAUGACGGACCAAAGUGAGGCUUUUUAACCCACAAGUAACCUUUUUAUUUUUUUGAGACAGUCUUGCUCUGUCUGUCACCCAGGCUGGAGUACAGUGCCAUGAUCUUGGCUCACUGCAGCCUCGACUUCCUGGGCUCAAGUGAUCCUCCCACCUCAGCCUCCCAUGUGGCUGGAACCACAGGCACGUGCCACCAUGCCUGGCUAUUUUUUUGUUGAGCUGGGCUCUCGCUUUGUUGCCCAGGCUGGUCUUGAACUCCUCGGCUCAAGCAAUCCUUCCCACUCAGCCUCCCGUAGUGUCGAGAAUAUAGGCGUGGGCUACUACACCUGCUUCAGCCGCUUCUAUAAAACCGCUGACCUGUGUGUGGAGGACAGGCCAGGUGUGUGCUCACUGCGCUGCGAAGAUGUUUUGUCACGUGACUUUCCCUGGGUUUCCAUUUCUUUUUUUCUGCUUUCCUCAAAAACUAAUAGAAGACUGGGUGCGGUGGCUCACGCCUCUAAUCGCAGCACUUUGGGAGGCAGCAGCUGGCGGAUCACAAGGCCAGGAGUUCGAGACCAGCCUGGCCAACAUGAUGAAACCCUGUAUCUACCAAAAAUACAAAAAUUAGCUGGGUGCGAUGGUGGGUGCCUGUAAUCCCAGUUACUCAGGAGGCUGAGGCAGGAGAAUUGUUCGAACCCCGGAGGUGGAGGUUGCAGUGAGCCAAGAUGGUGCCAUUGCACUCCAGCCUAGGCAACAGGGCAAGAUUCCGUCUCAAAAACAAACACUAUUAGAAAAUGCCCUGGAGGUGGCGGGGGGUUGUUGAUUUGUGAGGACAGAUUGAAAGCAAUCCCCAGGGUGGCCUUGUCCACCUCCCCAUCGAGAAUAUGGCUGCCGGCCUCUUUGAAGAUUGUGGUCUGGCAUAAGGAGAGGUGCAGGCGCCUGGUUCUGAGCACCUUGGAAUUUCCAGCCGCACAUCCUCUGGUGCCCUCCCCUCCACCCUCACAAGGAGCUGCCAUCCUGUUUUGAUUUUCUGUUUAUGGACCAGAAACAAACAUUUUUCCAAAGGAUUAGCAAAUAGGGUAAUUUCCUGUGUAACGCUGCUCUGGGGCCUCUUCCUCAUCCUGGCAGAAGGAGCCUGGAGCCCAUGAGGCGGCCAGCACUGUGCCCUUGCUCAGUCGUGCUGUCCCCUCCCUCUCCCUCAGUCUCCUCUCCAUGCCCAAGUCGGUUUCCAGCCGCUGGUCUUCAUGGCAUUCCCAGCACAGCCGGGCACCAAGAGGCAAAACCCAAGGCCUGGCUUGGCCGUGUUAACGAUUGUAGAGACAUUUUUUUAAAUAACUUUGUGUAAUACUUUUCUAGAAUAGUAAGUUCUUGUUGAACUGUCACAGGUGAGCUUCUAGGAACACACCGGGUGUGGUUACUUCCACUGGGUGUGUCCAUGGUCGUGGUCUGUGCCUUUGUAAACAAACAGAACACUUGAACCACCUCCCAAAUUGGGUCAUCUGCUUCUUUACGUUGAUACUUAGAGAUUUGCAGCUGUCUAACUUUCAAGGAAACUUCCCCUACUGAAUGGCAUAAAAAGGUUAAAAAAGAAAAUCCGAGACUCCCAAUUCCCUGUAUAACAGCAUUAAAAUAAUCUGCCUGCCUGGAAAGAUGAGAACACUGUUGCACAACCCAAAAUGUGUCUUUAAUUUGUGAAAAAUUAUCAUGGUGAGUCAGACAGUCAUUUUAAAGAGCUGAACAGAGACUAUCAUCAGCAAAUAGAGCUCAGCUUUGUAGCUGCCUUUAAAAUCCUUGUCCCAAAUCCGGUGAGCUCUGCUUGCUGCCGCCGCGCUCCUGGGUGAUCACUCAGACGGGUUAGUGGGAAUAACGGGCCAACAAGACAGCUUUUUACAUGUGUCCAAAGGAUGGCCUUUCGAAGGCCUGGAAGUAUUUCACUGUUGGAAGAAGUAAACAAGAAUGACAUUCCAGAUGGAAAUAGAAUUCUCUCUCUUGCCUUUGACCAACAUGGUACUAAGGGGUUUAUUCUUUCCCAAUGUAUGUAUGUGCCCUGCUGGGGGCCUUACUUUAUAGAAUGAGAGCAUCCGAGCUUCCCUAAUGAAUCUGGCUAGUUCUGUGUCUGGCUGAGGAUACAGGAGUGGGACAUCCACUCUCCGAUCCCUCAGAGCACAGAAACCUUCAGCUUUGCUGUCUCUGAAGUAUUUCCUCCAGUUUCCCUGCGGGCCCCUAUGUUUGAGUUUGAUGGCUGCUGGAUCCUCACUCAACGAAAACUCGGUUGGAAACUGUUCCGCCUGGCAGUCCUUUUUUGUUGUUUUCCAUCUCAUUUCCCUUUCAUCUGAAAGUGGCAUUCAGCUGACUUGCUCAUUUAGACUGUUCACGGAGUCUGAAUCUGCCAACGUGGUGUUGGAGGCUCCACCUUGAAAAGGGCCACAGUCAGGGCAACUUUCCCCAUACGGGAAAACUUGAAAAUUACAUCAACAGUCUACGUCACAGCCAAAUUAUAUUUCCUUUAUACCAAACAAAACUAUGGAGAACUAAAAGUACAUCAUACAAAACGUUUAUAGUGUUUUGCAUGUGACCUAUUUCAGUAUUUAUAUAACUACAUUAGUGCUUUCUAGCAAACGGUUCUGUUAAUUAGCGAGUCACUGUUGAUUCUGCUGUGGUGGUAAGUUGAUACCGUGUAACUAAUCCUGUGGAUGCCUCCUGGUUAUUUUUGUCCAAACGAAGCAGCUGUGGUAGUAGCUGUCUAUGAUUCUUGCUCAGCAAAGUAAAAUAAAUGUUAAAUAUGGA